Molecule: messenger RNA, 1321 nt
Organism: Manduca sexta (tobacco hornworm)
Lineage: Eukaryota; Metazoa; Arthropoda; Insecta; Lepidoptera; Sphingidae
Product: protein singles bar
Exons: 4
Coding region: 442-993 (183 amino acids)
Cellular component (GO): membrane
Source: RefSeq, a predicted model, not a curated record
UGGCGGGCAUUCAAAACCAAAUUCAAUAAUAUAACAGACGUGUGCUUUGUUCUUAAAUAUUAUUUAUUUUUCUGUAAAUAAAUGCACAGUGUGAUAUUUUUGAGAAUAGUGACAGAAAAACUGUUUGAGAAUUAAAAUUAUUAAAAAUUUUACAAAAUAAAUUGUUUCUUCCGUUUAUAAACUAAUGGGCUAAGGUUCGGUGAACUUUUAAUCUGUAGUACAGCAAAACGUCUAAAAAUAUGUUGCGGUGAAUAACACUGACCGUAUUUCCGACUGGUGAAUUAUAAUACUCUAAAUUCCAAGUGCGAUGAUCUACGGAACAGACGUAUAUUACUUGUAGUGUUUCUAGAUGUGAUAUUACUGUGUUCGAAAGGAUUUUCGAAAAGAUCCGACGUCUGAAAUUAUUCAUUAAGUAUAGUUUGUGAGUGAGUAAAUAUUCAAAUGAGUCGAGGACCAACGAUUGUUCGAAUGCCGCCCGGUGGCGGCGCCAAUGCUCGAGGCUUUAAAUGUUGCUGCUGUCGAUGUUGCGAGUGUCUCAACAUAGGCUAUUUAACUACUCAACAUGGUCUUAUUAAGCUUUGUGAAGCUAUGUUAGGCGGAUUGUGCCAGAGUUUGCUGGUAAAGUAUGGAAUGUCUGCAGCCGGCACUAUGGGAUCCGCAUUCCACGGUUUCCUGACGACGGCAUCAGCGUGUCUUUUAACAACUGCACUCCUGAUAACAUGCUAUGUGCUGUCUUCCAAAACUCAGCAACUCAUGCGGCAAACUAUUUUUGAAUGGCUGUUCAAUGCUGUAGCAUGUUUCCUAUAUUUGUCUGCUUCUUCGUGCCUGGGCCUGGCAGUAAACAUCUACUUAUACCCGCAAUAUGUUUUAAUGCCCAUGUACGCGGCAUAUCCCACGAUGACUGCUGUUUAUUACAUCGGCGUGGUUGUGGGAAUAAUUCACGGAGUAGACGCCUAUUUAAGUUAUAAGUAUUAUAAAAAUUUAAUAUACUAAUUAGCCUAAAUCAGCGGCCUUGUUGGUGUAGUCGUAUAGGUUUGAUUGCUGUGCUGAGGUCUUGGGUCUUAAAUUGUGUCCCGUUACCGAUAAAUUGCAGUCGGCGCAAUCCCCAUUUCAUGGGACCUAAAAUAGUUGACUUCUGUUGUUACACCUCUGUCUACCCUUGAAAAGGGAAAAGGCAUGAUAAUAAUGUAUUGUAUCUACUAAUUUCCAUAAAUAUUACAUAUAAGUAACUGUGCUUUAAAUCUUUUCCUUUGAGGAGUGAAUAAAUUCCAGUAAGUAUUAAAUAUGUAAUGAAGCUUAUAAAAUAUAUUUAAUAAAAAAA